UGUAUAUAUAAAUUAGGAUUUUAUCAUUAAAUGUUAGUAAAUCUAUACUGCAAUAUAUAUUGUAAUGAAUAGAUAUAUUCAAUAUAUUAUUCUAUGGCUUAUAAGCAUAACCUUUACCUUAGUUAUAUCCAAUGAAAGUGUACCAGCUGUACAAAAGAACUGUGCACACCUUAAUGAUUCUUGCAGUCGGAUUUUCUUUCGUCACUGUUGUGACAAAUUAGUUUGUCAUGGGUUCUUCAAUGGAAUAUGUGUUCAAUGUCUUGGUACAAAUAAAUUAUGUAUUUGGAGCUCGGACUGUUGUAGUGGAAGCUGUUGGUUUUUUCACUGUCAAGAAAAAUAUAGUAAUGUUACUACAGAUAUUGUGAAUACUACAGAAACCCAACAAAAUGAGACCACUCCAUAAAUACUUACUCUGUAAAAAUAUUUACAUCUAAAAUUGUUAAACAGAACAAAUACAAGAUUGUUUGCAAAGAUACUUGAUUUUUCGUAUGUUGAUAAAUCUGAAUUUACAUGACUUUGCCUGAGAAUUUAUAAUUAUCUGGACAUUUUGUAAAACCUUCUAUUGUUACGCAUUACAGUUGCAUUGAAGAAAACUUCAAAGAUAAAUGGUGAUAACUUGUAAAUAAAUUAGAUUUGGACAGUUUUAUCCAGUUAUCGCCUGUGGUGAAAGUAGUAUUCAGAAUCUAACUCGAAACUAGCUAUCGUCUCAAUGCUCAAAUCAUCAAAAACUGCGGUCUCACAAUGAAUAAAACUGUUUUAUGACAAUAAUAGUUAUCAGAGCAAGAAGAGAUUCACACUACUGUCCUCCGUAUAUACGGGAUUAAUUUGGAUACAGAAAUUCUUCAUUCGUUCUUUAUCAUUUAUCUUGGGGGACUUGGAGUUCCCUGUUUCGUGACUACUGUUGGUUAAGUGCUGUCGACUCCAUUUUUUUAAUUAUUUUUAUUUAGUUCUGAAGCAUAGUCAAAAGAACUUACACAUAAAACCUAGUAAUGGUGUCAAUAUGAUGUUGGAGGUUUCUUCUCAGAAUUGUUAUAUUUCUAUGGUCAACUGUUUCUCAAACUCUUCUUCUUUAAAGUAAAAGGGAAUUUGGUUAAUUUUAUUCUAAAAGUUUUGUUACCAUUAUACGUUGGAGGAAGUCAUCCGACGUUCCUGAGUAGAUCAAUAUAAAUAUCCUGUUUGGUUGGAAGUGAUUCACGACAUCUGGUUUCGUCAUUUCUCUAUGAUAUAAUAUUACAAAGAUUAGUUAGCUGAUAGGUUUUGUUUUACACCUAUCUCAUGAACAUCCUUUAAAGAAUGGUCAUAGCCUUUACUUACAUCCAUGUAUAGCUAUAUAGUUCCUACAUUACUCGACAUAUAUCUACUGUACACAAGUGUUUUGUCAAAUUUGUUUCUGUAGGUAGAUAAUGUUAUUCGGUAACAUAAUUUACAGUUCUUGAUUGUGAAAUAACUAUCGAAAUUUCACUAGUUCAUAUAUUUUAUCAUUUAAUGUUAUUUUGUCAAAUCAUAUCGUACAAUAUAAAACUGUUUAACAUCCCUCAAUCUUCCUGGUUGAUUAUAGUCUCCGUUUGUACCGGUGAUAUUAUAUUAUAAUUCAGAACGAUAAAAAAUCUAUUCAUUUGAAAUAGGAUCACUCGUUAAAGUGUUGACUUUAAU
Molecule: messenger RNA, 1653 nt
Organism: Schistosoma haematobium
Lineage: Eukaryota; Metazoa; Platyhelminthes; Trematoda; Strigeidida; Schistosomatidae
Exons: 2
Coding region: 65-403 (112 amino acids)
Source: RefSeq, a predicted model, not a curated record